This is a messenger RNA of Poecilia reticulata (guppy), 1677 nucleotides long. It is a transcript of the gene polr2m, whose product is annotated as RNA polymerase II subunit M. Lineage: Eukaryota; Metazoa; Chordata; Actinopteri; Cyprinodontiformes; Poeciliidae. The record is from RefSeq and is a predicted model, not a curated record. Gene Ontology annotation, biological process: intracellular signal transduction; transcription elongation by RNA polymerase II. Gene Ontology annotation, molecular function: transcription elongation factor activity. Gene Ontology annotation, cellular component: intracellular anatomical structure; nucleus.
CUUAUGAAUGUCUAACGGUGGGGGCGAUAGAGCGCCGUUUGUGACAUUUCAUUUCCUCAAACGAAGUAGAAAACGGACUCUACUUUCAAAUACUGUUGGGUCAUGUGUGCUUUGGAGUGAAACCUCCGUCUCAGGAAGUUUUUAUGUCUUUUUAAUGAUUAAGAAUCUGUAUUCUAGUAGCUGUUUUUUUUUUAAAUUUUUUAGAUUUGGUACAUGUUGGUGUUGACUUUUCAACCGGAGCUGUCGCUGUUAGCGAAUGGCUGUCAGUAGCUAAGAGCAGCGAUGUCCUCACCGUGGACAGAGCGGCAGGGACAGGUUGGAGACCUGAGGAGCCACAGCUUAGAGGAGCUCCAGGAGCUGCUGCUCCGGCAGGAAAAGAUCCUAUCUAACAAGCGGUUCUUGCAGACUCUUCCUGACAAAGGAAAGAAAAUCCAAGACUUUGCAGAGAAAGUGCGUCUCGCCAUUGAACAGUGCAGUGAGGAGGAGAGGAGGCAGAGCUUGAUGUCUGCUGCCAGAGCAGAGUUACAGUCCAAGUAUCACCAAGCUUUCUCUUACCAGCACCGUGCUGCACCCUUCACACCAGCAGCUUCAUGCCUGAAUGAAGAGAAUGAGGGUGGUGCAGGUGAUGGUGCACAGGACACAUCUUUGGACAAGCAGCAGGACCAGUGUGUCUCCACAGCAGAGACAGCUGCAGUGAACUCUGAUCACACCAAAGAAAGUGAUCUUGUGGUUGCCUUGGACAGAGUUACUCUGUCUGAAGCGAGAUCUGAAGAAUUUGAUGAACAAUUAAACAGCAAGUCAAAAGAUAACUACUUUCUUGCAAAGCAGCCGGCUAAAAAGCCUCACUAUAUAACUGUCUUAGAAAAAACCGAGAGGUCUGCAGCUCCCAAGAAGCAAAAGUUCAAACCAAAUCAACUUCCCCAGAGAAAUGACGGCUCUCCAUCAGGAUCUUUGUCUCCUGGGCGUUCUCCUGGAACUGCGUCGCCGCUCUCCGCUCUGGACAGGAAGGAGCGUGACAGGAAGCACCUGGAUGACAUCACUGCAGCCAAGCUCCCUCCUCUUCAUCACAGCCCAGCACAGCUCCUGUCUUUAGAAGAGUCGGCGGCUCUCGUCAGAGAACAGACGAAGAAACAGCAGGAGCUGCAGGCCAAACUGGCCGCCCAGAAACUGUCUGAAGGACUGAAGAUCUCUAUGGGGAGCUACACUCCUGACGGCGGCCCCAUGGCCGCCUACAGAGAGGUUCACGAUGAAGGAGCCCACCUCUCAUCUGAGGAGGACUGAUUUUGGAUGGACAGCUUGGGAAAACAGUGUAACCUUGGCCUCUGACGGAAAGAGGCUUUGGACCUCAUGGUUCAGGGUUUUCCAUUUCAAGACCAGAGAGAAAAUCAGUCCUUCCUCACUGUGAAUAACUUUUAGCCGUCAAACACUGAAGGAAACUGAUUGUCACUAAAUUUAUGUUUGGACCGGUUGUUGCAAAGUCUUGCCAGUAUACAACUACAUUGAAGUGACAAGGAGUCUUAAAAUGAUCAGUCUGGUGUGGUUUAUGUGAAGCUUCAGCCUAACUGUGUUGAGUAGGCACUAUGCAACAAUUAAUUCACACCUUUACAUGUUUUUCUCAGACCUGAUGGCUACAAGAUGUCAAACAAAACUUAAUAAAGCUUAAUUUUGAGCUUCUCA